AUGGAGCUCGCUGCCCUCCCCGUUGAGCUCCUCGACGCCAUCCUCGCGCCCCUUGCGCCCAACGCCUCCUCCCUGGCCGCUGCAGCACUCUCCUGCGCAGCAAUCAACCCCAGUGCCACCCGCCUCCUCUACCGCCAUCUCGCCCUCUCCGAAUACGCCCACAACACCUCCGUCAUCCGUCUCCUAGCCACACGACGUGACCUUGCCGGCCUCGUCCGCACAUUCUCCGUACACCUAGGCGAUGCCGAUCCAGCCGCACGUCCAAUGUACUCCGACCUCCAGCGUGCCCUCGCGCGCAUGACGAAUCUCACGAGCCUCGCGCUCUACGUCGACGCUUCUGCCAGCUGGAUUCUCUCACCCCCGCAGGCCCAGAAGAGCGAGAAGAGCAAUAUCCUUCACCCGGAGCCCCCGUUCUACCCGCGUCUCGAGCAUCUGACCUGUAACUUCCCGCUCGACGCCCACCUCGCCGCGUUUCUGGGCCAAGUCCCAUCCCUUAUCUCCCUCCAGCUCUCCUCCUUCCUCUCCGACGCAGACGUCCAUUCAGAGCCCGAGCCGGCCCACGUACACCCGUCACAUAUACCUCUCCUCGAGGCCUACACCGGUCCCGCCCGCGUCCUCCCCGCCCUCUCCUCCCGUCCCCUCCGCGCGGUCCACCUCUCCGGCGACCUUACACUUGACCUCCUCCCGCCUAAUGCGAGCGCUCCGUCUGCGGAAGAGGCGAUGCCCCAUCUCCGACAAUCGGGCGCUAUCCCCGAUCUCGAUCAGAGCUCGCGCGCGAGCACAAGCACGGACGCGGACACGGACACGGGCGCGCUCCUGCAGGUCCUCAGCGCAAUGACCAGCGCCGCGCCCGCGGAGCUCCUGGAGACCCUCGCGCUCGCGUACCCCAACUUGGUGUGUGUGCGCUUGAUGACGACGCGCGCGCUUUGGGACUUGCCCGACUUGGCGUUCUAUUCGCGUAUCGCAGACACGCUCUCGACCCUGCCCCAUCUCACGACGUUCGAGCUCUCUGGCAUGCACUGGCAGUCGCGCCGGAAGGCAGAGCCUGCUGCGGCAGUAGAGACGGAAUGGAUCUCGCCGCCGGUCAGCCCGCGCGCGGCUGAGCUCCCGCCGCCGGACAUCGAUGACGACGAGCCGCUCGACUACGACUUCGACGGCGCGUUUCUCGACUGGUCGUACUGAACACCCGAGGAGCAGGGCGUCGGGGGGAGGCGGGGAGGAUGAAAAGCGGACUUCGGGCGCGCGCGCGACGCCGCUAACCCGAGCUCGGUGCGUCGCCGUGAGCGCUUCGUAGCCCGUGGCUUACCUCGUCGUCUCCGGCGGGCCUGUCGAUGUCGUCACGCAUCCUACCCGUCGGGCGAAGCCAUGCUCUGUCUACCCGAUAACCUCUGAGAUCGCCCUUCCCGGACCCGUUGGCGCCCUCUCGAAUUCCGCGAUUGGUGGACCUCCACCAUCCGUCGGCAUCCCUGGCACCAUCGCGCACGGCACACGCCAUCCAAACAAACAAAAAGCACGCUAUAAUUCCAGCGUUCGCCAUCCCUGACUGGCGGCCACCAUUCGGCUAUUUUCGCUUCUUUCGUCCAUUCGCCCCGUCACCCCAGGACUUUCACCACCAUCGCGGCCAUAUUUUUCGGCGCCGCAUCUACGCCUCGACCCCGUUCUCCGCCAUGCCACUCGCAGCAGCAGCACCCUAUUGACAGUUCCGCGGCCGCCGCAGCGCCCGCGUAAUUUAUCGACCCGCACGUCCACUUAGGCCGUGCGCCGUCAUUCAGUUAUCGCCACCGUCCACGCACAUUGCCUGCUUCCGCGUCCCAGGCCCCAGCUCCAGAUCCGAUUCAGCCCAUACCCCUCCACCCACCACCGUAUCCGUAUCCGUAUCCGUAUCCUCGCACCGUCCCAUCGUCGUCCCCGCCGCCGUUUCAUGCGCGUUAAUUUGGAAUGUUCUUUCCGCUAUCGUACCGUCUUAUGUGUCCCCUCUCCCUCUCUCGCAUCUUUUACGUGCACCCCCUGCCCCAGCAGCAGCAGUGACCCGCGCUGCUGCUCCUGCGUCUGCGUCACUCAUACUUAUCGCGCCUCAUGCCCUUCCGAUCGCAAUAGCCUUGCCGCAGCGGUUCAUUUUCCCGCCGCCCGCUUCUUCUUCUGUGGCCGCACCCACACCCAUGCGCCCCGCCCUCCCAUCAUCACUCCUCGACUCCUCCGAACAUAUCGUACUGCUCUCCGCCCGCCCCUGCUCGCCGCUUUAGUCUACCGUAGUACCCGCCUGCUUUUCC
This is a messenger RNA of Trametes versicolor FP-101664 SS1, 2270 nucleotides long. RefSeq lists its product as uncharacterized. The coding region runs from base 1 to 1182 and encodes 393 amino acids. Lineage: Eukaryota; Fungi; Basidiomycota; Agaricomycetes; Polyporales; Polyporaceae. The record is from RefSeq and is a predicted model, not a curated record. The transcript is spliced from 2 exons.